AUGCAAAUGUGAGGAAUGACCUUAAUCUAGUUUUGACCUUUAUUUUCACUGUAUGGAUAAUACGUAUCGGCAGUAAUUUCGUGUACUUUCAUCUCAACCUUACAGUUUGACAUUGACAAUAUUUCCACUAUUUCGUUAGACUAGAUAUCGUACGUGGAAGGAUACCAAAAAAAUUCUCUUUCAAUAAAUAUCCUAGCUUUGUUAUCAAUAUUUGAAUUGAGCUACCAACAGGCAUCGGAAUUAAGUGAGGUUGGAAAGUCAAUUAAUGUUUUCUUCUGUAAUGAUUGGAUCGUUCACCCUGAAAGCGCUCUAAACUCGGGAGGUCCCCAACUUCACACCUUGGCACUUAACGUUUCCGUUCAUUGCUUCCUUUUCAAUGUUGAAAUGCCUAACUUGAGUUCCUUGUGAAGAACCAAGUGAAUGAACUAUAUCUGCAGAGGAAUAUUAUUCCCAAUAUUUUAUGGGUUUAAUGACAUGAAGGGUUACUUCCUGUCCAUGCAUGCUGUUUGUCAUGUCAGUACAUGUUUCUCAUUCCUUGCGAAUGAAGAAAAUAUUUUUAAUUAGGAGAAGACAAGGGAAAUUAGAAACUCAUGAAUUUUUUCAGAGGUCGGCGGUUCAGAAGACAAAAGAAAGUUUUAAGCCGACUCAGUCUUCAAGCAGUUAACGCUAUCAUCAAGUACUCAGCUUAUUAUAUUAGCUGCACUCGGAGAAUGAUUACAACAUAUAUUAAUCGGUGGCAGUUUUAAAACUAUAUUGUUUAAAACAAUAUCUUAGUGUUUAAAGUAAGAAGUGCAAUGACGACUUGUUGACUUUCACAGCUUUAGUGUUAUUAGUCUAUCUAGUUUAGCAUUUCGAUCCAUCAGUUGACUUUCACUAACUGAGCAUAACGUAGCUGAUCGAGGGUCUUUCUAACAGUGCCAUGAAUUACUCUCUGGAGAACACGAGUAAUGAAACAUUUAACCUUUCAUCAAAACAUUGUUCUCUUCCGUUAGCUCAUGGCGUUGCUCUGAUCACAGUAAAUUCUAUCGUGGGUGUGUUUGGAACACUUGGCAACUUACUGGUUUGCGUCGCAGUUAUUACAAAUCCUUAUCUUCGCCGAUCAUCAAACUACCUUCUGCUCAGCUUGGCGAUCGCUGAUUUGAUCGUCACCAUGGUGUGUGAACCUCUUGUCGUAGCAAUCUUCGGAAUGAGAACAUUCGUUAACGAUUGUGCCACAGACUUGGAACUUGCAUACAGAAUCUUAUCCAUGCUUUCGUGUUCUGCUUCAGUGGCACACAUGGCAGCUAUCAGUGUUGAUCGUUUCAUUGCUGUUGUGUACCCUCUACGCCACAGGAGGAUCAUGGAUAACUGUGGAUUAAAGGCAAUGCUGAUUACCUGUUGGGCGUACCCGAUUACGGUUCCUAUUUUGAGCUUUGUUAUUCCAAAGAACUUUCCACAAGGUUAUCUCGGGUUAGCGAUGUUUGCUGCCAGCUAUGUUACUAUUUUCUUGUGCUACUCAGUGAUAGUGAUAUCUCUGGUCAAACACCGGAAACAAGGAAACCAGUUCAGAAUUCGCUCCUCUAGGGAUACCAGUCAAUCUCGGCGUGUUGAAAUCCGCGUUGCCUUCACGCUAGCGAUUGUGAUCAUUGUUUUUACUGUCUGUUGGUUUCCUUUAAUUGCCAUCAUGUUUGCAACCAGGAAGCCGCUGGUCAAGAGGCACGGAGUUGCCUACAUGUGGAUGAGGACCUUGGCUUUGUCAAACUCCGCCAUAAACUUUCUGGUCUAUGGCUCAAGGAUGCAAAUCUUCCGUGAAGCUUUUUUUGUGAUUGGCAAUAAGAUUGUUGUUUCUAUGACCCCAAAAUGUUCGCGAACUCGCAUCUAUAACUUUACGUAAAUAGUGGAUAAUAGUACAAGAUAACAGCUUGACGAAAGAGUUUGCCCAGUAUGCAAGUAUGCAUGAAACAAAGGCGAGCGUUUUGUCCAGAUUGCCAAACAAAGAGGAAUUAAGUUAAAAAGAAAAAAAAAAACGGGCAUGGGGCCGAAACCCCAAUUGCUGAACUUUUUGCAGACUCAGUAGGGGAAUUAACAGGAAACAGCCGAUUUUUGAUGAGUUAACGCCAAUUAUUUUCGCUUUAUCUAGGGAGUGAACAAGUUGUUGUUGUUGUUGUUGCAGUAACUAUUACAUGUAUUUUAAAAACUCCUUGUUUCCAUAAACAGAUGAUCUUGUAGCGUGUUGCAAACAAACCAACUCGAUCACGCUUUGGUGCGACAAUCAAGACCACGAUGCAACACUGCAAUCUUUAUUGUUGGACUAAUAAACCUGAAACAUCUCUUAUUAUUGUACUUUUCGUUACCCUUAAUUAACACUUAAUUGACACCGAACUCAAUCAGAAUGGAUGUCAACAUCCCACCACCAGGAUUUAUGUAAGCACUAUUCUGCUACUCACGAUCUGAUGGAUUAUGAACUUAAUGAGUUGGAGGAAAUCUUUUUAAAGCUUCUCUGGCUUGUGCUGCCAGAUUUUGCCUAGCACUAUCUCGACGGUACUGCUUGUUCUCUCGGGUCAGCGUAAUAUCUGUCUUAUUUGAUUACAGUUUGCCUGAUUUUCAGGUAUAAACAUUUUAGCAAGUUAAUCGAUUGUUGUCAAACAAAAACCUUUAUCACAAUUUUCAACUAACUAAUAAAUUCCCCGAUGAUUUAAAAGUGAGGCUAGUAUCCUUAACAUCAAAUGAGCUUUGUGGUCAUGCAUGAGAGCCGAUAUCUUAUUGGAUAUAGAGGGUCUCCUUGAUAUACUGAUUUACUAAUUUUACCCCACGCGAACUAUGACUAAAAAUCGAAAUGUUGAUAACUUUAUAAGAAUCCACUCAGGCUCUUUCAGUUUGUUGGAACUUACAAUUUUAUAAAGUAUAAGUGGAAAGGUGAAGAUAGGAUAAGAAAUACUUGACUUCUCUGAUGGUUAAAUAAA
Messenger RNA from Orbicella faveolata, 2942 nucleotides. RefSeq names its product adenosine receptor A2a-like. Gene Ontology annotation, molecular function: G protein-coupled receptor activity. The record is from RefSeq and is a predicted model, not a curated record. Gene Ontology annotation, cellular component: plasma membrane. Gene Ontology annotation, biological process: G protein-coupled receptor signaling pathway. NCBI's taxonomy places the organism in Eukaryota, Metazoa, Cnidaria, Anthozoa, Scleractinia, Merulinidae.